AUGCCCGGACUCAAUCCGUGUCCUUGAAGCCUGCCCGGAGUGUCACGGGUCAUAGCGCGUUAUGAGUCAAGUGGUGUUUAAAGGCCCAGCAGGCGCCACCUUCCAAGCCUGGAAAGUCCGUUCAGGCACUUGGGUGGCCAAAGGCCAGAUCCUGGCCUUGACCCAGGAGCCCGUGGUCGAUGGCACGCCCACCAUGGGCAAGGUGCGGGCCGAGCAAGCCGGAAAGAUCUCGGAGUUGUGUGUCAAAUCCGGCCAUGAACUUACCAUCGGGUUGGUGUUGGCUCAAUUGAGUUCGGAUUGCCCGCAUGCCACCUUGAUGAAGGACAUGUGCGCGGAUUGCGGUGCGGAUUUGCGUUUACUCGAGGAGAGCGAGCCCGGACAUGCGCAGAAUAAGAGUCAAGCCGCCGUGGCCAUGGUUCAUAGUAUUCCCGAGCUCAAAGUCAGUUCGAAGGAGGCCGAAAGUCUCGGUCAGGAGGACGAGGCCCGUUUGCUCAAGCACCGAAAAUUGGUAUUGUUGGUCGAUUUGGACCAAACGCUCAUCCACACCACAUACGAGACGAUCCCGAAGAAUGUCAAGGACGUGUACCACUUCCAAUUGUACGGGCCCCGCUCACCGUUGCAUCACACGCGGCUUCGACCCGGGACUCAAAAGUUCUUGGAGAACAUUAGUCAGUUAUUCGAACUGCAUAUUUGCACCUUCGGGGCCCGAUUGUACGCCCACACCAUCGCUGGAUUCAUCGAUCCCAAGAGCAAAUACUUCUCCCAUCGUAUCUUGUCCCGAGACGAGUGCUUCGACAACCGCUCCAAGACGGCUAAUCUCUCGUCCUUAUUUCCCUGCGGCGAUCAUAUGGUGUGCAUCAUCGAUGACCGGGAAGAUGUGUGGAAUUUUGCUUCCAAUUUGGUACAAGUCAAGCCCUACGUAUUCUUCAAGAGUACGGGGGACAUCAACGCUCCACCGGGUGCGGCCCCUAACCCAAAAGAAGGCAGUACCGAGGCUAAGAAGCCCAAGCCAGCCGCACCAACCCCGCCCAACGAAUCUGAGGUCGUAAAACCCAAGGAGGAUACAUCCAUGGAUGAGACCUCUUCCACCGCGAUGAAACCCGAAACCAAAGGCGAUGUAAAGGAGGAAGGUGAAUUGGAUAAGGACAAGAAGGACGAGGUGGAUCCACCGAAGGAAAAGACUGAAGAGGAGCUGGUCGAAAUGGAUGACAAUGACGAUUAUCUGGUGUAUUUGGAAGAUAUCCUUUCCACCAUUCACAAAGCCUAUUAUGACAUGUACGACCAACGAAAUGCCAAAAAAGAGGAACAAACCAAGACCGAUCCGAAAGGCAAACUAAACCUGAAGUUUGUCAUUCCAUACGUGAAACGAAAAAUCCUCCAAGGCACCAAUAUCCUUUUUAGCGGCGUUGUUCCCACACAUAUACCUCUUCAAAAGAGCAAGGCUUAUCGUAUUGCCCGAACGCUCGGGGCGAAUGUCUUGGACACGGUGACCCCAGAAUCGAAUAUCACCCACCUAAUCGCAGCCCGGAUCGGGACGGCCAAAGUGAACGACGUACGGAAGAUGAAAGGGGUUCACAUCGUGACUCCGGAUUGGUUAUGGUGUUGUGCUGAGCGUUGGGAAAAAGUGGACGAGCGGAUGUUUCCACUCAACAAAGCCUCUCAAGUCACCCUCAAACCCCCCGUCCAUUGUUCCGGAGGGGGCCCGGACCAAGAUCUGGACGCCUUAGAAUCCGAAAACUUGCCCGAAAUAAGCAACCCCUUUCUAGCUAUGUCCAAGAAUGAUCUCCAAGGUAUGGAUGAUGAGGUCAACGAUGUGCUCUCCGAAGAUAACGAUGACAGUAGUAGUUCCGAAUCCGAACCCACGCCAGAUGGUGAUGACGACUCCAAAUUGGGUGGGGAGAUCCAAUACGACUCCGAAAAUGAAGAGGUGGGCAUGCAUUGCGAUGAUGGGCGUCGAUCGGGCAAGAAACGAAAACACGCGGAUGUGGACGACGACGACGGAGACGAGGGAUCGACUAGUUCGGGCGAGUCUGACGAGGCCAGUAACGACGAGGACGAGCUCCAAGGGAUGGCUAACGAGCUGGAAAAGGAAUUCUUCGACCAAGAGGAAGAUUAACCGCGACUCGGAUGUGUAUUAUGAUAACAAUUACAAUAGCUAUGUAUUACGAGA
Messenger RNA from Tigriopus californicus, 2170 nucleotides. It is a transcript of the gene Fcp1, whose product is annotated as RNA polymerase II subunit A C-terminal domain phosphatase-like. Gene Ontology annotation, cellular component: nucleus. Gene Ontology annotation, molecular function: RNA polymerase II CTD heptapeptide repeat phosphatase activity. The transcript has 6 exons. The record is from RefSeq and is a predicted model, not a curated record. Bases 62 to 2116 code for a protein of 684 amino acids. NCBI's taxonomy places the organism in Eukaryota, Metazoa, Arthropoda, Copepoda, Harpacticoida, Harpacticidae.